GGCGAUGGUUUCACAGAGGAAGAACUGCAACAAGCACUGCAGCCAAAGCCUGCGGAGGCAUGGCAUCCGGAGUUCGAAUAUGCCGACUACGAGAUCAGCGAUUUGACGCCAGGUCCCAACGCUGUCACGUUCAUGGGUAGAGUUGCCAAUAUCUUUGACGUGGCAAAUGCACCCAAGAGCCCACGCUCUGCUAAAGGUUGUCUCAAACUUGUAGUCAAAGAUGGUGCAGGUGCUAUUACAGUCAGGCUGUGGUACGCUUCUCGCAUACCGUGUGUCCGCCUGGGCUCAUUGGUGUCCAUCUGGACGAACCAUGUCAGCAAUGGCGAGAAUGGAUCUUUGUCAAGUGCAAGUGCACCACUCUUCGCAUCCCUCUUCCCUGAGCGGGAUCGCAACUGUCACAUCUUCGUACAUCAGAAUAGUGAUGAUGGAAGAUACCGAAAUCCUUUGGGCUAUACCGAAGGAAUGCCACUCAACAAUCUCAUGACGCUCCAGAGCUUCAUUGAUGGAGGCUACGAUGUGAUUGACGCCAGAAUCCUCGUUGUGGUCAAGAGUGUCGGUGCGAAGAGGAAAGUGACUCGCCGCGAUGAGAGCGUCACCGAGAAUGUAACGCUCCAGGUUCAUGACGAUACUGCCGAAGCUACGCUUGGUCUCUGGGGCACAGUCGCAUCAUCGCCAGCAUCUAAUCACAACGAAGAGUUCGGCAACCACGACACAAGACAACAAUUGGCGACAGACGGAUGGAAAGCUGGCCACACAGUACUACUACUUCAGUCACCAGGCUGGAAAAUUGGACGCUCAACUUACUUCAACCUUACGUCUGCCACCAUCGUGGACGUUGACCCAGUAAUCCCUGAUGCAGAUUGGUUGCGUCGCUGGUCAGCGCGACAGCGAAGCAGAGAAGCCAUCAAUCCAGCAUUUCCAGAGGGCGUGUUCGACAUUGAGACUAUCGAGAGUGGCCCCAUCCGCUGCUUAUUCACCACUGCCAGUCUUGAUGAAUUCGCACGGUGUGCUCCCGGAGAGACAUUUCAAGGCUACAUGAGUCUGCUCAUCAUGGAAGUGAAGCUCCUACAGUACUGGAAGCGACAGAUGCUACUCAGUGGCGAGUGCUGUACCAUACCAAUCCACGCGAAUGCUCUUUCCGCAGCUUGCAAAGGAUGCGAGAAACAAGUCUCGCUUCGGCUCAACCCACGUAUACUUGGGCAGGUGAUCGACGAGACUGCUGUCAUUGACGGUGGCAAGCUGCUCUUCUCCGAUCAAGCCUGGCGUGAGCUUCUUGGCCGAGGCCCAGAAGACCUACUGGCGAUGCAACACGACGAGCUGAAAUAUCUCGCGGACCGAAUGUUGUUCUGUCGCAUCACGAUUCUGUUU
Pseudocercospora fijiensis CIRAD86 is the source of this 1368-nucleotide messenger RNA. RefSeq lists its product as uncharacterized. Gene Ontology annotation, molecular function: single-stranded DNA binding; single-stranded DNA 3'-5' DNA exonuclease activity. Gene Ontology annotation, biological process: resolution of meiotic recombination intermediates. The annotation marks the transcript as partial. The transcript has 4 exons. Lineage: Eukaryota; Fungi; Ascomycota; Dothideomycetes; Mycosphaerellales; Mycosphaerellaceae. The record is from RefSeq and is a predicted model, not a curated record.